Molecule: messenger RNA, 1966 nt
Organism: Onychomys torridus (southern grasshopper mouse)
Lineage: Eukaryota; Metazoa; Chordata; Mammalia; Rodentia; Cricetidae
Gene: Zdhhc3
Product: zinc finger DHHC-type palmitoyltransferase 3
Exons: 7
Coding region: 243-1241 (332 amino acids)
Biological process (GO): peptidyl-L-cysteine S-palmitoylation; protein targeting to membrane
Cellular component (GO): Golgi apparatus; endoplasmic reticulum
Molecular function (GO): protein-cysteine S-palmitoyltransferase activity
Source: RefSeq, a predicted model, not a curated record
CCUGAGCGUCAUCAGUCCGCGCGGUGGCCGCUCCCGCAGCCGCGGCUGCCGCCACCGCCUGGAGCUCCAUGGGCUUCUCCUGCGCGCCGCCCGGUGUGAGGCCGAGUCCGGCAAGCCGCGGCGCCCGGUGCCCGAGCCAUCGCGGACGCUGGAGGCUGGGCUCCGGGAUAGGGGCAGCAGCUGGCGGCGCGGGACUGCAAGCUGCCUUCAGGUUGACGAUGCCAGUAUGGACAGAAUAGCUUAUGAUGCUUAUCCCCACCCAUCACUUCCGAGACAUUGAGCGGAAACCAGAAUACCUCCAGCCAGAGAAGUGUGCCCCACCUCCCUUCCCUGGUCCUGCGGGAACCAUGUGGUUUAUCCGUGAUGGCUGUGGCAUUGCCUGUGCCAUUGUCACCUGGUUUCUGGUCCUCUAUGCGGAGUUUGUAGUCCUCUUUGUCAUGCUGAUUCCAUCCCGAGACUACGUGUACAGCAUCAUCAACGGAAUUGUGUUCAACCUGCUGGCCUUCUUGGCCCUGGCCUCACACUGCCGGGCCAUGCUGACGGACCCCGGGGCAGUGCCCAAAGGAAAUGCCACUAAAGAGUUCAUCGAGAGCCUUCAACUGAAGCCUGGGCAGGUGGUGUACAAGUGCCCCAAGUGCUGCAGCAUCAAGCCAGAUCGGGCCCACCACUGCAGUGUUUGUAAACGGUGCAUUCGCAAGAUGGACCACCACUGUCCUUGGGUCAACAACUGUGUCGGCGAGAACAACCAGAAGUACUUUGUCCUGUUUACAAUGUACAUAGCUCUCAUUUCCUUGCACGCCCUCAUCAUGGUGGGAUUCCACUUCCUGCAUUGUUUUGAAGAAGACUGGACAAAGUGCAGCUCUUUCUCGCCACCCACCACAGUCAUCCUGCUCAUCCUGCUGUGCUUUGAGGCACUGCUCUUCCUCAUUUUCACAUCAGUGAUGUUUGGAACCCAAGUGCACUCCAUCUGCACAGAUGAGACGGGCAUUGAACGCCUCCAGCGAAAGAAACAGCCCAGGGAGCACUCGGGCAGCUGGAAGUCCGUCCAGGAGGCUUUUGGUGGGAACUUUUCCUUGAACUGGUUCAACCCUUUCACCAGACCUUGUCAACCAGAGACACCGAUUAACAAGGGCUUGGUACGGCAAGUGUCAUCUCUGUCAGACACGGACAACAUGGAAGCUACUGAGAGCCAAUUGGAGGAGACAAAAGACAGGGACUCUGUGGAGGUGCUGGAUGAAUAGAGGCUGUGGAGAAUAAUGUACCAACAGUAGCUGCUGGCCUGUUGAGUGCUCCCCAGCUCCCUGGGUUUCCACAGGCCACUCCCUUGGUGUUACCAACUCUGUCACCCCACCCUUUCUCCAUUUAGGACUAGGGGUGGAUUGUGGGUAGAGGAGAAUAGUGACUGGGAUGUCCAUGGGGAAGAAAGCCACUUCUGCUUCUUAUGAGCUGUCUUGGGGAAGUUGGGGUCUUGGGGACGGAUACUGACAUCAGGAAUGACUAGCCAGAAAGUCUAGGGAUACACCAGCAAUUCCUAGGGAAGGGAUUCCUUGACUGGCUGGCUGUGGGAAUCAGGACAGAGGAGGAGCUACUGAACCUGCCCUCAGGACUUGGGCUUGGUUGAAAGAGCACCCCACCCACCCACCUGCAUGCAUGCUGCCAAGAAGGAACUGAGCCUGAGUUAUGACUGUUGCCCAAAAUUUGUUCCCAUCCUAUAGAUAACAGACUCUUAUCUGAGACACAGUGGAGCCAGCCUUUCUGUGGCCACAAGUUUGCAUUCCCAGAAGAGCAGGGAGAGGACAUAUAUUGAGCUCCUGGAGAAAGUCUAGUAAGACAUGGGGACAAGUUUAACCAUAAAUGGCCGCCUUUGCAUUUUAGAACAGAUCCCAAGAUGGUGCAUCAAAGAAAACUGCAUGGCAGGACCUAGUGGCACAUGCCUUUCUUUAUUCCCAGCAUUUGGGGCAGGCAG